CGAUCGCACUGCAACUGAAUCUGAAGUUGAUGUCGCAGGGCCUGUUACAGCAUAUUAUUUACGUUUUCUUGGCAUAAAUGGCAUCUACAUUAUAAUUCAAGCGAUGUUAAAUUAUUUUCGACAUCUCGUAGCCCUGCAUUUUGUUGUCUAUUUGGUAACACAAUGUACAGGCCAUGUACGAUUCGUCUGCCCCCGUCCACAAUCCCCACGUUCUGAUGUAUUUCAACAGUUACCAAGUCACCCUUUAGAUGGUCAAUGUGGACUUGGUGGAUCUGUACAGUUUGAUCUAGAAUAUAAAGAAGUAUCACCAGGCCCUUUUACAAUCAGAUUUGAAGAGACAGUUGUUCAUAAUGAUUCACCAUUUAGUAUAAGUCUACAUGAGUUUGACAACAAUGAAACAUCAUGUUUAUUAUUAGAUCAUAUACCACAUAAUAAUGCUGCUACGGUCAGAAAACAAUGUUUUGUUUCAUGGUAUCCAAUUGGUCAUUGUAGUGAAAGUACCUAUUAUAUAACGAUUAAUAUACCAAACAUCACCUGUAAAAAAUGUUAUCUACAGAUUAAAUCUAUCCAUGUACCUAAUGGUAAUCAAGAUAACAGAUGUGGAGACAACAGCUCUUGUGAAGUGUAUUAUAGUUGUGCUAACAUUCGUAUUAAGCCAACAGCUUCUGGUCAUGGUAAAGGUUUGGAAUCAUGUCAGAAAUAUAGUUUCAAUCUUUUAGGCAUCUGGCCAUAUAGACCACAGAAAUAUUUUAAGGCUGAAUUAAAAUCUGAUAAAUCAACUAGUCCAGUUGCAGGUGCUGCUGUAUAUGAUGAAGUUUUAAACCAGAUACAUGCUGACCUACCCAGGAAAGUCUUUCAAACUGGUUUGAUGAAAGUAGGUCUAUCUACUUUGGGUAAUUCUAAUACCACUCCACCUGUAUAUGAUGUUAUAUAUUCCUCACCAGUUAGUCCACAUGAUUACGAUCAAAGUCGUAUAAAUAUCAAGUUUAGAGAUGUACCAGAUAAUGUGUCACGAAUGCUUAUGGAUGGUGAAUUGUAUCUCAACAUUAUUACAACUACAACUGAGUAUAUUGGAGUAUUAGAUAUGAAACAUGAGGAAUAUGAAAAGGGUAUUUAUGCACCUAUGCAUACACAGUAUAGUAAAGUAGGCUGGUUAUCUUCACCUGAAUUUCUUGGUGUUAAAGCAGUUUAUCCGGCAGCCACAUAUCCUACUGGUCCUUGUUCUCCACCGUCAAGACAUUAUAUAUCUCAUUUACAUUUACGAGGUGAUUUAACUGAUACUGUAGGUGCAUUAGCUAUGACUGUUAUAGAUGAUAGACUACAUAUCUUUAUUAAAUUAACAAAUCAUAAAGAACAAAUAGCUUCUAUACAGUUAACAUCAAGUAAAUUAUCAGGUUUAUUACCAUUGAAUCUACCUGUAAGCAAACUUAAAAAUGGAUUCCUUUUCACUGUAAUGCAGGCUUCUAAAUGGAUUGAAGAAAUAGGAACAUUGAUGUUUUUAAAGAAAGUAGAGAUAAGAACUGUAGAUAAUAAAUUACUAAUGGAUGGUUUUAUAGAAGAAGGUAUAUAUUCACUUAUGGGUGAUAUAGAUGAAGUACAUGGAUUAGGAAUAUUCCAGAUUACUAAGGGAAGAUUUUUGCAGUAUACAGUUAUUAUGGAGAAAACAAAAUGUGGUGGGAAACAAUCAGUAUUAUUAGAAGGACCUGAGUCUACUAUUAUAUCUAAUAUAACAAAUCAGCUUACAUCUAAAUAUGAUGAUUAUUUACUAGAGGGUUAUAUCAAGGAACUGAGUAGUGAUUCUAUCUUAAACUUGUGGCUUGGUAAAAUUUCUUUGAUUAUGAAAUGUGAGGAGGACAAAACAUUUACAGAAGUUGUAGGCAAGUUAACCAAACCUGGUAAAUGGUACUGUACUGAUAUAGAAAAUGAACAUUGUUCUGUUGUAGAAUUAACACCGGGAGGAUUUGGAGAGGUUGAAGGUGAAGCUUUCUUACAACCUUCAGGUUUAGCUGCUUUUGUAUUAGACAGAGCUAAAGUUCUACAAUAUAGUAUAUUUAUUGGUGAUGUAACUAAAAGAGGUUUACCAGAAGCUACACUAAUAGAUGAAGACCAUCUAAUACUUACAAUCACUCUGCAUAAAUCAUCGACACAGGAUGAUGUUUUUGAAGCCAGGGGUCAGCUGCCUCAGUCUUCACCAGAUUUAAUCAAGAAUUUAUUAUUAGGUAGAUUAAAUCUACACGUAUCUAAUCCUAGUCAGGCUACACAGCCUUUACGUGGAUCUCUACCAGUUAUAACUCAAUCAGAAUGUAUAGACAGUAAGACAUUAGUAGUUGGUGACGAAAAAGAGAAAUGGUCAUAUGAUUCAUCACCAUUUGAUACAAUACAUGCUUUAGUUGGAGAUAAAUUAGUGUUUAUAUAUACAGCUAAUACUACAGUACAUAAGUUUAAAACACAGGAAGAUUAUGAAACAUGUAAUCUACAGAAUGCUGUAAAGUUAGAAGGUAGUACUAGAGAUAAUAUAACAUGGACAGUAACACAUAUUUUGACCCCAGGAUCAAAUUAUUUUGGAUCAGACAACCAGUGUGAUUUGAGUCCACCAUUUAAAGUCUCAGUCAGUGUCAUUCAAACUGAUAAAAUAGUGUCUGAAUCAAGAGAUGAUUGUACUAUAUCAUUAUAUCAAGUAUGGAGACAACAACAUCUUAAUAGAUAUGAUGGUCCAAAUGUUGUUGGUUCAGCUAUUGGUGGAUUAAUCGCAGGAUUAAUUAUAUUGUUUUUGUUUCACCUGGUGGAACGAAGACAUCAAAACAAACAUGAGAGAACUAACAGCGGAUUCCAGAGGUUUUAACCCUUAAAAUGAAACGGCCUAAUUAUUAAUUUCUAGAUGAUUGUUAUCUCUACCCCCGCCCCCCCAAAAAUGGCACCAGGAUUGUUUCCUUGCAUAGUUAAUAACAUUUCAUAAUUUUAAGGACUUGCCACAAUAGGUUAAUCCUUGUUUUAUUACAAAAGUUUAUUAUGCAUCAAUCAAAAGGAUUGAAUCAGUCAAAAUCAGUCUAAAAUAGGUACCAGCAUAAUGCUCUCAUAAAGCUUGUAUUAUGCUAGACAUGGUCACACUGUCCAACUCAAUAAUUUUAAUAGACAUUUACAAUAAAAGAAUUUACGUUAUUAUUGACUGAAUUGGAAGUGUGUAUUAUGUUUGAUGGAAUGGAGAAAGCAUAAUUUCAUUGCACAACUAAUUAUAAGACAUAGUUUCGAUAGAGAUUACUAUAUUUUUUGUGAUUUUAAUACAUAUCAACAAUAAAUCCACCAAUUUAUUUAUUCAUUUCGAUGUUGGGAGUUAUUAAACACCCUAUAAAUUAAUUUUUACAUUAUGUUCAGCACCGGUUAUGUAUUUAUCAUUUGUGUUUUAUCAUAAUUUACUUUAAAUGACAUAUCACCAUCCCUCUUUGUCAUGUGUGGAUCAGGGAGAAUAGCAUUGGCUCACUAACCAAGAGGUUUUUCCAUACUCGUUUCCACAGCAGUGCAGGACAUCAGAGGUACAAUGUAUCCCAAUUUGAGCAUGUUAUAGAGAACGAAGUAAGAGUAGACCUUAUCGCAACUGUCAGGACAUGUCCAGACAAAAUUUCACCCAUAGCACACUACGGUAUAUGUGUGCCUUCAUAAGCCCAGUUCCUUCUUCUUGUACUUCAAAAAAUCUCCAGAGAUUGUUAUUUACAUUCAAAGUUGAGAGCUGCGAGGGCUCAGUGAGGAAGACACUGACUUGCUAGCCUUAAGGUCUUGAGGUUGCUCCUGGUGUUGGCCGAGAAAUUAUUCAGAAUUGACCGGCAUGGUGCAGGACGGAUGGACUGACAAGGACAGCUGUCUAGUCAUUCAGAUCUGACAAAGAAAUGGGGUACUGUGUACACAUUGGUGUGCACGUAAAAGAUCCCUUGGCAGUUGAAUACAAGAGUAGGCCAUAGUGUUGCUACCAAGGCAAAAUUUCCCUCAUAGCACACUGCAUGAACUAUGUCCGUCUUCAUUAGCCCAGUAAGUGCAGAAAAGUAGGACCUUAAUAAACCCCAUUUCAUUUCACAUUUAAAGUUGUUAGAGAAAAUUUUACAUCUCUAGUUUACAACAUUCAUCUAUAAAAUAUGUAUACAAACAGCAAAUAUUCGUAACACUGAAAAAUUUCUUUCCAUAUUUAUCUUUAAAAUUAUUCUUAUAAUCUUGUUAUGUUUCCAUUUGUUGUAUUCAUUGUAGCGUGCAUUUAUUUGUUUGAGAUUGUGUAAUUUUAAAUAAACGUUUGAGAGACCUUAUUCUCAAAAACUUAUGCUAAAAUAUUUCCAGAUUUCAGCUUUGUACUAGGAUUUUUUACUAUAAACCUGUUGAUAUCUAUAUCCUUAAAUUAUUUUAGUUGAAGUUUACAUGACUUAGGCCCCAAGUUUUAUAGUUUACAUGACUGCGACUAAGCUUUAUGUCAGCUUUUUGUAUCAUGAACAAGUUUGUUACAGUAUUAGAAUUAGAUUAAGCAGAGUUUGUGGGAGCUUUAUUUAUUAUCCUGGUGAUAUUUAUAACAAUCUGGUUAAAACAUGUACAUUUAUUUUUAAUGUUCUACUUUAUUAACCCCUGACAUAUUUUGGCCAAUCAGAUUGUCUGUAUUGGUUUUUAAGGCUAUAUUUUGUGGGAAUGUUUAAAACACAAGCCUGUAUGAAUGAUUGGUUUAAUUUUAAGGUUAAAGUAUGAUUGUCCGAUACAAAUAGACCUAUCACUGGACGAAUACAGUUGCGAUAGAAAGUAGGUUAAAUUACAAUAUAGUGUAAAAAUCAGAGAAAAAUUAUUUUGAUUAGAAUGUAUUUAGAUGUAAUUUUUCUUAUAAUGAAUAUGGAAUUAUUAAUUCUGUGAAUGUAGAUUUAUUAAUUCUGUGAAUGUAGAUUUAUUAACUUUGAUUAGACCCCACUGACACCAGGAUCUUUCUAUUUAUUAUAAUUAAAGGGUUGUACAUCUAAUUAGCCUUUAGUCAAUUUGUUUGUAUGGGCUUGCUUGUAGUGCAAAAAGCUUAGCAGAAUUAUUAAUAAGCUUGCAUCAGAAAUGGCCCAUAACUAACAUUAAAAUUAAUCAAUUUGAUUAAUUUUUGGACCAAAAUAUUUUUCUAAUAAAAGUUCAUUGAUUGUAUGUGGUCUAAAACUCUUUAUUUAACUUUUAUUCUGUCAUGUUGGGGUUAUAUACAAAUAUAACACUAUCAUAAUAUAUAUAUUCAUGUAUAUAUAGGUAUUCCUGUGAAGUAUCUCAUCAUUCCUUGUUAUUAUUUAUGUUGAUAUUAUUGUAGCUUUAUAUUAAUAUUCUUAAACUCAGGCCAAAUCUCUUUUUUACUUAUUUUUGUUUUUUAUUCCAUGAAUAACAAUACUCUUACAUUUGUUUUAUUCACAUAUUUCUCAAGGGUAAAAUACAUAAAUGCCACAUUAAUUCAUCCUGAAAAAUUCUCUUAUAUAUUUAAAUACAGUUCUGUUCUAGUCAUUGUUACAUUUAUCUUUUUAUAUGGCCAUAUUUUCAUGUGGAUUUAUUAUGCCGUCGCCCCUGUCCAUCCUUUCACAUUUUGUUUGUGUUCCCUCGACAGGUCACAAUAUUUAUCCGAUUUUUACAAAACUUGAAAUAUAAUUUUAUAUCCCAAAGAUCUUGGUUCCUUUUGAUAUUGGCAUCAGACUGUAACUUCAUGGAUUAUUGCCCGAUUGUAUGUAAAAUGCGAUUUUAUACACCCACAUUUUCAUUUGGACGUAUAUUGUUGUUGCCCCUGUCCGCCUGGCCGUGCAUAUUUUGUUUGCGGGCACUCUACAGGUCACGAUUUUUAUCUGAUUUUAAAAAAUGUUCAAAUGUAUCACUGUUCCACUAUAAUUCGUGUGAGUUCGACAUUCAUGAAAAUUGGAUGGAAACUUCCCCUUCCAAAUAGUGUAAAAGCAUGUAGUACAAGAUUGUGGACCCUCUAGAGGUCACAAUUCUUAUCCAAUUUUGAUGAACUGAAAAUAUAUGUUUAUUUCCCAAAGAUCUCAGUGUUUUUUUUUCUCUGUCCAUCACUUGCGAACCAUGGGUGCAUCUUGUAUGGCAACCGCUUGUUAACUUUAUAUAUAUAUAAGCUAAUUUUUAUAUUAAACAUUUUAAUAGAUAUCCAUAAAUAUUCUUCGUGUAAGCUUUAAAUUUUUAUAGAAAUCCAUGAAUAUUAUUUGUAUAAGCUUUAGAUUUUUAUUGUUAGUGUAUAGCAUUUUUACAUUUAAUUUAUUAUUGCUGCAUUUAGACAAAGAAUUACACGAACAAAGCAAGAAAUAGUCAUGGGUCAAACAGAUACAAGGCUAGGUUAAUGCUGCAAGUGAUUCUACACAGUGUACACAUUUUCUGAACUAAACUGGCAUUGCUUCGACCGGUUGCACCUCAGAUGUUUCAUUUCUGCAUCUGUCUCCUACUGGCAUCAUUAUAUUAUUUAAAUACGAUUUUGCAGCUCCAUAUUGAUUUGUAAACUUUAGUGCUAUAUACACCUUCCAGGGGCAGAAAUUGAUACAAUACAAAUUAGGCCUUGUUUAAGUGUGUUGAUUUCUUCAAUACUUUUUGUUGUAACAAGUGAUAUUGUGGAGAUUAUUCCCUUUUGAUAAAAGUUUAUCACACAAUGUUAUACAUAUAGCGUUGAUUAGAUAACUGGAAAGUUUGUACUAUGACCAUCUCUGUAAAAAUCAAUGUGAUAAUGAAGAUUUAAAACAUAUUUUUAUGUGUUUGGCCUUGUCACCGUUAUAUCUUAGACAAUAUCAAUUGACUUAUUUUUUUUUAUCUGUACCUUUACGUAGGAUUUAUUAUGUGAAUCCUAGUCAUGUAGUUCAUUUAAAGGAGAUGCCAUGGUCCAUUUUUUUCCACAAUCUUAACAAUGGUUAAAUUUUACAUUAUUUACCUAGCAAUAAGGUCAUGUUUUAUUGUGUACAAAAUUUAAGGUUAAAUAUCCUGAUGCAUAUUGGCUUUAAAUGUGUUACAAAAUCUAAUACUCACAAGCAGUUUGCAUCGAAAAAUGUCAACUGUGUUUUAUUAUUAAUGAUUAUGAGAGCCUAAUGUAUUAUAUAAUUGUUUUAAAAGCAUUUUUAUAAUAUAGUCGCACCUGUCGGUUGUUAACAAUUUCUUGUGAUCUCUUUACAGACUACAUCUGAUCUUUUUCAAAUUUAAACAUGUUGUUCACAUUUGUAAUAUGAAGAAUCCGAUUGAUAUUGUAUAACAACUUCAAGAGUUAUUGCUCAUGACCUCUUCGACAAAUGUUAUUCGAUUGAAAUUUAUAUGUAGUGUGCAGACCAGUAAAGCCUAUUACUGUCAAUUACUUCCAAAGUUAUGGCCCUUAUCAUUUUGUGAACGCUCUACAACGAUAGUUAUACAUGUAAUUUGUAUGUAUUAGUAUUUAGAUUAGUGAUCUGCAAAAUCUGAUUGAAUUGCAUCAAUGUGCUUAUUUUUUCUUAGAGUUAUAGCCCUAAGUAAAAUUUAACCAUUUGUGCUUAUUUCUUCUAAGAGUUAUUGCCCUUUUUGUCCUGCCUUUCGAAGAAAUCAAGGGACUAUUAAAAUGUGUCUGUCCGUCACACUCUGUGGAACACAAUAACUUUCCUUCUAAUUGAGCUAGAAUGUUCAAACUUGGUGUAGGUGUUUAUUAGGUGAAUACCUUGAUGCAGUUUGACGAUGAGCAUUUUCUGCUUAGGAUAAGCAGAGAUAAACAAUUUGAUUGGUUGAUGCUUUGGGACAGGAUAACUUUAGUUCUAAUUAACUAUUGUUAAACAUACAUUAUGCUAGGGCUAAAUCUGCAAAUUGCAGGUCUUUCUUUAGGCCUGAAAUGUUAUCUAAAUUAUUAAUUAACUUAUCCAGACCAUAAUCAACUCUCGAUGUCAUCGCUAGCCUGCGAUAUUUACUGGAUUAUAAUCCGAUCUGCUGCUCAACGCUCAUUCAUGAUUAAAUCAAAAGAAUGUAUAAUCGAGACUGUGUUUUUUUUAUCAUACCAACUUUAGUAAUGAUGAUCGAGGCUAGGCCAAAAUUCAAUCGCUAAAUUCUCGGUUCAGAGUGGAUCAAUUUGACUGAAAUUUUCAGCAAAUUCCCUUUACAAUAUAGUGUAUAGUUUGAUUACCACGUACUUCAAAACCUGACUGAGUUUGAUCGUGAACAUUUUGUGCUUAGACUAAGCAUAGAUAAUUUUAAUUACUUGAUACUUUUGAAAAAGAUAAAUGUACGAUCAAUUAAUUUGUGUCAUCUGUUUAUUUUGUGUUUUCGGUGGGGGACAUCAGCCUCACUGUUGGCUUGAUUAUUUUUAGUAUUUUAGUUUCUUGUUUUGUUUGACAGUUGAUAUUAUACAAUUUGUUGUCCUGAAUGAAUACUAUUCUAUAGCUAAUAGACCUUUUGUGUGAAACAAGAUGUGUAUUUAGGUUUGGUUGCUGUGUCAAAAGAUUAAUGUUUCUCAAAAAUGCAUCAGAUUGUAUGCUUUAUAAUAUAUAUUAUGUGAUGUAAUAUUUUUAAAUACCCAUACCGAUAUCAGUACAUACAUGAUGUACCUAAGAUAUUGACCAUUCUAAAUAAAAAUAGGAUAAAAUAUCUGAUACCGCUUUUGUUUUGAGAAGUUUACAUUGAGAUAAAAUUGUGUUUUUCGUUUGUUUAAAAUUGAAGUAAAAGAACAAGUGAAGACACAUUAUUGGUAGCAGGAAUAAAAGUUAAGUGUUCUUGUUAUUGACUAUUGGCUAUGUGUGUUUAUUUGUUGAGCUGAUAUUUUUAUGUUGACUGAUUUCUUCUAUUUUAGAUUAAUAAAACCU
Messenger RNA from Patella vulgata (common limpet), 8780 nucleotides. RefSeq lists its product as uncharacterized. Gene Ontology annotation, molecular function: electron transfer activity. Lineage: Eukaryota; Metazoa; Mollusca; Gastropoda; Patellidae. The transcript has 22 exons. The coding region runs from base 104 to 2842 and encodes 912 amino acids. The record is from RefSeq and is a predicted model, not a curated record.